AUCCCAUUCCCAUCUCUCUCUCUCUCUCUCUCUCUCUGCCGUGUGUAUACGUAGUACACAGUACACACUAUACUGGUGUGUGUGUGUGCGCGCGUUGGAGAAAAUCUUGUGAGCAAACUGCUACAAGGCAAGACUAGAACCAUUUGCACGAUCCUGCUUAAUUUGGAAAUUUAAACCCACCAAAACCUCUUCAUUUCUUCACUUCUAGCCUCCCAGUUCCUGCAAACCUGCUCUAGCAAUGUUUCGUCGGUGGAACAAUUCACAUCACGAGAAGGAUUCUGAUGAGCAGCAGGAAAAGGUUACUGAACUUAAGGCUGCUUUGGGUCCUUUAUCGGGACGUGGUUUACAGUAUUGCAGUGAUGCGUGCUUGAAGAGAUACUUGGAAGCCAGAAGCUGGAAUGUAGAUAAAGCAAAAAAGAUGUUGGAGGAGACAUUAAGAUGGAGGUCAACCUACAAGCCAGAAGAAAUUCGCUGGCAUGAGGUUGCUGUUGAGGGUGAGACUGGAAAGGUAUUUAGAGCUAAUUUUCAUGACCGCCAUGGAAGGACCGUUCUUAUUCUGAGACCUGGAAAGCAGAACACAACAUCUAUCGACAACCAGAUUAGACAUCUGGUGUAUCUCAUCGAAAAUGCCAUCCUUAAUCUGCCUGAAGGUCAAGAACAGAUGGCUUGGUUAAUAGACUUCACUGGUUGGUCUAUAACCAAUAAUGUGCCAAUCAAAUCUGCCAAAGACACAGUAAACGUACUGCAAAACCAUUACCCUGAGAGACUAGCUGUUGCAUUCCUCUACAGUCCUCCACGUAUUUUUGAAGCAUUUUGGAAGAUUGUCAAGUUUUUUUUGGAUCCCAAGACUUUUCAGAAGGUGAAAUUUGUGUACCCAAAAAAUAAGGAUAGUGUGGAGCUCAUGAGGUCAUAUUUCGAUGUGGAUAAUCUUCCGACAGAGUUUGGAGGAAAAGCCACGUUGCAGUAUGAUCAUGAAGAGUUCUCAAGGCAAAUGGCUCAGGAUGAUGUCAAAGCUGCAAAAGUAUGGGGUUUUGACAAACAUCCAAAUGGUUUUACCGGAGCUGAGGUUGCACCUGAGCCGGAGACCCUUGCUUCGCCUGCCAGCUGAAUUUCCAUCUUUAAUCUAGGAACGGGUGUAUAAUAUAUAUUAACGAUUAAUGGGCUCUCCUGCUUGACGGUAGGCUGCCACACCAAGGGACCUAAUAAUUGUUUUAACUUGACAAAGAAAGCCAAUUUCAAGGCUAUUAACUUACCUAUUGCUUUCCAAUGCUGAAGUAUUUGUUGUCCCAACGGGAGAUGUUUGCUAUAAAGAAUUUGGAUGAUCUUGGUAA
Messenger RNA from Coffea arabica (coffee), 1331 nucleotides. RefSeq lists its product as uncharacterized. Gene Ontology annotation, molecular function: phosphatidylinositol transfer activity. The record is from RefSeq and is a predicted model, not a curated record. Lineage: Eukaryota; Viridiplantae; Streptophyta; Magnoliopsida; Gentianales; Rubiaceae.